Messenger RNA from Silurus meridionalis, 2282 nucleotides. It is a transcript of the gene wfdc1, whose product is annotated as WAP four-disulfide core domain 1. Gene Ontology annotation, molecular function: peptidase inhibitor activity. The transcript is spliced from 7 exons. Gene Ontology annotation, biological process: regulation of cell growth. Bases 356 to 988 code for a protein of 210 amino acids. Gene Ontology annotation, cellular component: extracellular region. The record is from RefSeq and is a predicted model, not a curated record. Lineage: Eukaryota; Metazoa; Chordata; Actinopteri; Siluriformes; Siluridae.
CCUUUUAUCCCCCCCCCCUCACUGCUUCUCCUCUCACCUUCCCUCUAGUUUAUUCUUCCAGACUUGAAGCACUCUUCUGAACGAGUGAGUUCGUAUAAGUGCACAAGGACAGAGACGUCAAUACAGGACCGGCUUACAGGCUGUUGGGUAACUCACAAGGAACUACACGCAUUCACUCACACGCUCACUUACACACAAACUCCAAAAGGAAACCACAGUGUAAACACACACAGACAAAGAAAAAUUUGAUCAAGAGUCUAGACAGCAGGACGAAACUUCAAAGUGCGGGAGUCGAGAGAAGAGGAAGAAAAGGAACGAGGAGACAAAAGAGAGGAGCGAGUGAAGAAGAAGGGCCAUGGCAAGCACUCAGAUACCAAGCCGGCUAACUCUGAUUGUCUGUCUGCUGCUGCUCAUCACUGGCACACAGAGCAAACGCAGACUCAGGAGGAGAGGACUCAGCCAGAAGGACUACGAGUACCCAAACCACUCCCAGUCCACUCAACACCAGAAGAAUGAUCGGUGCCCACCUCCACCUCAGAUGCUUCCUGAGCGAGCGUGUGAUGUGCCCAGCUGCCGCUCAGACUCAGAGUGUGAGAGACACAAACAAUGCUGUUACAAUGGCUGCAUCUACGCCUGUCUAGAGUCAGUUCAGCCUCCACCAGUGCUGGAUUGGUUGGUGCAGCCAAAGCCACGGUGGCUUGGUGGAAACGGCUGGCUCUUAGAUGGACCAGAGGAGGUACUUCAGGCUGAGGCAUGCAGCACUACAGAGGAUGGGGACGAGCCAUUACACUGUCCUACUGGAUAUGAAUGCCACAUCAUCAACCCUGGAAACCCCUCUGCAGGCAUCCCUAACCGAGGCCAGUGUAUCAAACAGCGGGGAAACUCAGAUGGUCGUAGCCUGAGGCACAAGUACUACAAAGAUCACAAGGAUUAUUUAGGAAGCAACACCAACAUAGCAGUGGGUUAUGAAGAACACCAGAAGCACUGAAGAGCAGGUGACCUUCAUAGCCCAACAGAAUGUAUGCAGUAAAACAAAACCAGCCAAAAACUUCUGCAGAAACUGAAUUGCUUUACUUUAUAAUUGGUGCUUUAUUUUGAAGGUGCUAAAACUCGAAAAAGUCAACAGUUCCUACCUCCUUGUUAUAACUUGCCAGCAUGAUGCACCACUGUGCAUUUUCAUCACUUUCUCAGAUAAACACACUGCUUAGUUUUAAAGUAUUUGUUCUCAAACUUAUAUUUAAUGCUAAACCUGAGAAUGUACUAAAUAUAUAAGUAUCCUUACAUGCUUUACCGGGGUCUGGUAAAACCAAAAAACGUGUUGGUCCACAAACAUCUCAGGCAUUAUUUUUAUAUAAUUUAUUCCCCCAUUGUAAGUUUUACCUACUAUAGUCAUUUAGAUUGGAAAUGGUAAAAAGAAAUCGUGUAGGAGCUGGAUUUUUCAGAUGGAGAAGUGACAUCUUACUCUGUUCUUACUUAACAAAGCAUAAUGUGGAUUAUCAGUCCUGUAUUCAUAAUGAGUUAUUUGAGCAUAUUUAUACCAUGUUAUACAGCAUAUUAUUUUGUUUACUACAGCAACGUCAUCAAUUCGGUUUUAAGGAAUGGCAUAUUGUUCUUGGUUAAAAUUCACAGCUAUAUGUAUUACCAGAUUUUCUUUGUUCCCUGUUAAAGAUUUUUUUUUCAAGUUGUUACCAUGAAUCUGCAAAAUGCAUUGGUUUUUCUCCUGUGGUGGAAAACUUGCAGUUUUCCCUGGAACUUUUACAAAGGAUUGGCUGUAAGAAAUUCCUCCAUCCUAUUUGAAGAAAUAUUUCCUUACAGAAAACAUUCGAGCUGAUAUUAUACUAACAAUCACUGAGACAAAUUCGAGUGCCACAGCCCUGUGUUGUAAACCUUAUAAAUACUUCCAGUUAGUUUAUAAAUAUUUUUAGAUACUUCAUAAAUAGUUCCAGUUACAUACACAACACCUUACAAAUUGAGUACAUGACCACAAAAACAUGGGACAGAAGGUAUUAUGACUGGAGACAGUAAUGUAGUAUCACACUGUAAACACGGGCUGUGUAAUCUGUUAUAAUACAUUUCGGUGUUCUUAUGAACAAAUACAUGAGGCAUGCAAAUUAGCAUGCUGUGAAUAUAACCAUAUUUACAUGAGCCUUCAAAAAGGAAUUCUGUGUGCUGAGCAAUGUUAUAAAUGCAUCUAUAAUGCAUUAUGAAUACAAGUGGUGCUACAGAAAUGUGCAGUAUUUUUUUUAUUCCUGUGUAUCAUGAAUUAAAUCUUUUUCUGCAGU